Molecule: messenger RNA, 433 nt
Organism: Hibiscus syriacus
Lineage: Eukaryota; Viridiplantae; Streptophyta; Magnoliopsida; Malvales; Malvaceae
Product: transcription factor PRE6-like
Exons: 2
Coding region: 1-252 (83 amino acids)
Molecular function (GO): protein dimerization activity
Source: RefSeq, a predicted model, not a curated record
AUGUCUAGCAAAAGAUCAAAUGGCAGCAGGAGCAAUGGAAAUGAAGAUUUUAGCCUCAGAGUUAGAGAGCUUUCAUCAACUAACAAGAAGAAGAAAAGAAAUGAAGCUAAGCUUCUGGAUGAAACAUGCAAUCACAUUAAGAAGCUUAAUGGAGAGGUGGAUGAUUUAAGCAAUCGGAUAUCGGAGUUACUGAAUUCAUCGGAGGCCGAAAGCAGCAGUAAUGCAAACAUUCUUAGACAACUUCAACAAUAAUCACUGCAAUUUUUAUUCUUGCAUUUCACUACACUUAUAUUGCUUCAAGUAUUGUAAGAAUAUAUAUAUUAUAAGCAUUUCUGUCUUUGCAUCUGAGUUGUUCCGGGAUAUUGUUGACAUCCAAGAGAACAAGCAAAGGGUUACAUGUUUUGCUCUAAGGGAUUUUUGUUUUUGUUUUAUC